Messenger RNA from Anthonomus grandis grandis, 434 nucleotides. Its product is annotated as cytochrome c oxidase assembly factor 4 homolog, mitochondrial. The coding region runs from base 196 to 384 and encodes 62 amino acids. Lineage: Eukaryota; Metazoa; Arthropoda; Insecta; Coleoptera; Curculionidae. Gene Ontology annotation, cellular component: mitochondrial intermembrane space. The transcript is spliced from 2 exons. The record is from RefSeq and is a predicted model, not a curated record. Gene Ontology annotation, biological process: mitochondrial respiratory chain complex IV assembly.
GCCAAUUUUUUAAAAAAUAUAUUCAAAUUUCCCCACUAAUACCCUCUGAAAUGGAACAAUAAAAGGGCCCAUUGAAUAUCCAUUUAAUUACCUACUUAAUAUACUGACAAGGGCAUUAUUAAUGUUCAAGACACUUGUCUAACCUCAAAUUUUAAGUCAAAUAACCUCAAACAAAAGUCAAAUAUAAAAAUUAUUAUGUCGGGCCAUGGCCAGCAGGAAAUAACCGAUCCAGUGGAGGAAAUGCUCAAACGCACCGGCUGCAUGGAGCUCCACUACAAAGUCCAGGAGUGCAUAGCCGAGAGCCAGGACUGGAGAAAGUGUCAGGACCAAGUGCAGGACUUCAAAAAGUGCAUGAAAAAGUACCAGGACAGCAAGAGGCCUUGAAAUGGGCCAAAUCGUAGCGAACAUGCUGAGGAACCUCUUCAACAAAAAAC